AGUAAAGUUUCAGCGAACACCUCCAGUUCAACGCGAAGUGUCACCGAAAGACAAAGUACGCCAGAAAAUUACAGCUUCGGUGGCAAAGAAGGAAAACACAGAGUGUUAUUUUUAUGUAAACUUGGUAAUUCUGCGAACUGACGCCUCCGCCGUAGAUUUUUGUCAUAUAAUAUGAGGGAAUUAAUGUAGAGACCAGGGAGGACAGGUCAAGCCCCGGACAUCAUCACCACCAUAACCGUUAUCACGGCUAGCUGGAACAUCCAGAGAACCUAAAAACAUUCCCUGCCUUUGAGAUGCCGAUGCGAAUAUGACUCCAAAAGAUUCAACGACUUUUCUUUAAGCCAGAGGUACGAACUGCCUCCCUCUCAUCAGCGUCCUAUAACAAUCAGUACCCACCACGGCCCUAACCCGAUGCAGCCAUGCAUCUAGAGGUCAAGGUCGCCCUCAACUUUAUUGUGUCCUACCUGUACAACAAGCUGCCUCGCCGUCGAGCUGACCUGUUUGGUGAGGAGUUGGAGAAGAUACUGAUGUCCCGCUUUGAGGGCCACUGGUAUCCUGAUGCGCCCCUCAGGGGAUCGGCUUUCCGCUGCAUACACUUGGGGGCGCCGCGUGACCCCGUAGUGGAGCUGGCUGCCAAAAGAAGCGGACUAGAUACGGAGGAGGUGCGUUCUAACGUCCCUGCUGAGCUCAGCGUCUGGAUCGACCCGUACGAGGUGUCCUACCAGAUUGGAGAGAAGGGGACGGUAAAGGUGCUUUACCUAGAAGACCCCCCAGGCCUCGGAUGCGACGGUGACAGGGCUGAGGCGGGGAAUGGGGAAGGAAAAGGAGAGUCGGAGGCUGAGGAGGCCACAAGUUUGGGAUUUAAUCCAGAUGCUCAGGUGUUUGUGCCAAUUGGAAAUCAAGCAUCUCCGGCACUCAUGCCAUCCCUCUCAAGCUCGCCCACACCUUUGUCAUCUCAGCCUGGACUCUUUAGCUACCCCAGCUCCAGUACUCCUACUGACCCUGGGGCCAAUUCCUCCAACACUUCCACCCCUUCCCCUCCCAGCGGUGUGUUACCCUACCUCCCCACUCAGCAGGCCCCCUCAGCACUCCCUCCAGCCCGUCCACAACCCAUCACCUUCACCACAGCAAGCUUUGCCGCCACCAAGUUCGGCUCCACCAAAAUGAAGAAGUGCAGCGGCACCGGGUCACCAGCCAGCUCCGGUGUCAUUGUGCCGCCUUCGCAAAGGAUGCUCUCCCGCUCUCCCACCAACAUCCCGGCACCGGAGCUGCUAAAGCACAAGCCCCUGUCGUUGUCUCUGCACUCCCUCGGAGGUCAGAUCCCCAGCCAGCUCUCCCCCAGCGCCAAAGAGUUCGUCUACCCAGGAUCGCCAGGCCCCUUUUACUUUGAGGCCGACACCCAGCCCAUGCAGCCUCAGGCCAGCCCUUUCCAACCCUCGCACAACAUCAGCUCCAACCCAGCUUUUGAUGCGUUCGCCAGCCCUUCUGCCCAAAACGUGGGCAUCCUCAGCAGCGGUGCAGGAAUCCCUUACGUGGAGAAACCGGCGUUUGACGGUUUAGGAAGUUACAACCUGCAAUAUCCAAGCCAGUCUUUCCAGCCCGUCGUGCUGGCCAACUAACUAACCCUUUGUUUGGAUUACCAGUCGAGGCAGAGUUGGGUGAAUCUACACGUCUUUGGUUUUCCUUCAAAACAUAAUGUUGACUUCAUCAAAAGUGGGUUUUGCUACGGAGAUUAGAGAAAUAAACAUGUCCACUAACCAUUUUAUGCUUUGUAUCUCCCUUUUCACUCCUCCUGGAACCAUUCGUGUUCCUUCACUUUGCAUUGAUAUCGAUGGUUAGGUGGCGAGAUUCUUUCUGCACCCAGUUCUAUUCAGACGUGAAACAUUUAUUUUCUACUCCUUCUGAAGGACCCGUCUCUAGAGCAGCUCCAUUUUGCACUGCACUGUCAUGCUGUGAAAAAAGGACUUUGCCAAGUCCUGCAGGGAACGACUGCUGUGGAAAACUCAGCACUUUGCUCCGCAAUCUGCUCUGCCCUACUUGCCACAAAUACACAGGAGAAGGGGGGGGUUGUUUUGCUGUCUGUGUGUCGUCCUGCCUCGUUUUGUUAUGGUUCGAUCGAGGGAACGGUUGUUUGUCUCCGUUAUUGGGUGCAUGUAUAUCGAAAGCCUGUUAUCAGUCGCUGGUACGCCUGUGUGAGCGGGAAUGAAUGAUGGGCAGGCAGAGGGAGAGAGAGCAGCGUUGGAGAAUGUAUUUUAUCUGCUGGAGGGAAGCUCUGAAUGUGAAAGACGGCUGAAUUAGAAGGUGAACUAAAUGUUACCUCUUUGUUUAAAGGGAAAAAAACACAAGGAAGUGUGCAGACACAAUUGCACCAUAUGCAUCGAUGUGCACGAUAUUCCAGUCAGCAGUGUGUGAAGGUGAACGGGUGAGGGGCGGGUGGGGGUGCAGCAGCUAAGCAGUAGGGAUUGUGAUAAAUGGCUUAGCAUGACUUUGACUAUGAAGGAGAGGUUUUUCUUUGCAUGGAAGAAGAGGGAGGGAGACCGUAGAGAAACUUCUAGAUGCGCGUUAGUCGCCAGGGUGCACUGGCUCAGGGAAGCGUCGAGUUGACACCCAGAGCACGUUUGUGGUGAACUAAAAACACUACACCAUUCUCUUCUCUCCUCCUUGAAAUUCUCCUGCUGUCUCCAUUUUUUUUUUUUUUUCUCAAGCUGUUGCAAGAAAAAGGAAAGCCGACCGUACAGUCCAGGGUGCUCAGUUCCUCCCCAGCUGCAGUGAAGUGUGUUGCACGGCUUUGUCAGAGAGGGCGUCAGACAUGCGACUCUCCUGGCAUUGUGUGUUGUCAUCGGUUACCGCAGGGAAAGGUUAACCUUCGCAUGUCACAGUAGUUCAGCACUUUAUCACCGGGUCUCCUGUUGUCACUGCAGCCGUCGGCACUAAACCUGCCUUUCAGCUUCUGCUUGGUUGUUGCACAUUUUUAUUCAGAAGACAUUAGAUGGGUUGAAGGAUAAUAUUAGCCUAAACUACUUUUUUAUUUUUUUUUUUUGCAUUAGAAAAGGAUAUGGUGAACCCUUUUGACCUCCCUCUUAACAGUGUUUUUC
Molecule: messenger RNA, 3095 nt
Organism: Cyprinodon variegatus (sheepshead minnow)
Lineage: Eukaryota; Metazoa; Chordata; Actinopteri; Cyprinodontiformes; Cyprinodontidae
Gene: tob2
Product: transducer of ERBB2, 2
Exons: 2
Coding region: 420-1619 (399 amino acids)
Biological process (GO): regulation of gene expression
Cellular component (GO): cytoplasm; nucleus
Molecular function (GO): transcription corepressor activity
Source: RefSeq, a predicted model, not a curated record